CCCAGGUUGCCCCUGAAUAGUAGAGUGUACUGCAAGUACAAUAAUAUGUUUGUAAACAACUUUCUGUAGUUAGUCGAUGGAAAGAUUCCUUCUUAGAAUGAGGUGUUGGGUUCUAAACAGUCUGUUUCUUCUUUUGAUUCUAGCCUUAGCUACACCUCAACAAACAUAUGGAAACGAGAAAAAAAGGAAGUCCUGCGCCAUCUAUCCGUCCUCAACCGAACUACCCCUCUCCACCUGACCGCCAGCAAUAUCCUCCCAUGGGUCUAAACCCGUCCUCUGCUUGGUACUCGGCAAGAGAAGAGUCCUCUCCGUCCUACCAACUAGAGUAUAAGGCACCGGAGUCUAAAUAUACAGCUCCGGAACCAGGGUAUACCCGUACCGAGACACCAUACCUGAGAAAAUCUGACAACCCUACUGAAGGAGGAAAGCCCUACUCUACUGUAAACAAGUUGAACCAGGGUAAGCUUGAUAAUAAAGCGAAGAAGCUUCUACCAGUAUUGGCCAAGCUACAAGCUAAAUACUUAACAUUAAAUGGUGAAGAACAAGACAAGUUGGUUGAGAAGGCUGAUAUCUACAGAGAAAAGUUUCAGGAAGUCAUUGGGAAUAUAGAUGAGAAGACUGCUGAAGAAUAUGGACUGGAUCUCAAUUUGAUAAUGAAGAUUCUUGGAGUUGAGAAUAACUAUGAAGAAGAAAUCGAAGAGGAGUCUUAUGAAGAUUUGUUUGCGCAACUAGUAGCUGAAACUUAUCAUACUGAAGACUUACCAGAGCCCCCUGUUCAUCCUACCCCUGUACAAUACCCCAAUAAGGGAGUUCAUAAGAACCCAAUGUAUGGUGAAAAUGUUCGAAACUACUACUCGUCUCUGGACAAUCGGUUUGUUCACAUUAAUAACGAAGAUGAGGAUUACAAGUUUAAUAGGUUAUUCAUGUUUCAGGCCUUUGCUUUUCAACUGCAAGGUCUUGCUGAGCAGUAUAAGUCAAGUCCACCUAGUCCCUACGGACCAUCAUUGAAAUAUAUCUCAGGCCCGCCUAGUCCCUAUGGACCAUCAUUGGAAUAUAUCUCUAGCUCUGAGAAAGAGAACUUCAAAUUGAAUCCCCAUGGUAUCCAAUAUGACAGUAUCUUUGAUAAAGAAAACUUUAAACUUGAAAGCGCUGCUCCUGAUGGUAUUCAGUACCACUCCUCCUCGGAUAAAAUGGCGUUAAAUCUAUUAAAUCCUAAUGUUCCCAGACAUGAUCAAGUGUAUAAAAGCAAAGUUCCUCCCACUUAUCAUGAACGCACGUCAAGGAUGGAUGAAGGGCCACCAAACUAUGAAGUUCCUGAAUACUACAACAUUAAUCCAGGACUUCCUAGACCUUUUCCAGUUGACCCCACUUCACCAAGAACUCAUCUCAGACAUGUGGAACAGUAUCCAGUGGGCCCUAGAUAUCCUAAUAAACCUUAUCCAGUGGACCCCAGACACCCAGAACAGUAUCCAGUUGAACCCAGAUACCCGGAACUGUACCCAGUGGAUCCUAGACACCGGGAACAGUAUCCAGUGUUUGCCAGAUUCCCUGAACAGUAUCCACUGGAUCCCAGACACCAAGAGCCCUAUCGAGUGGACCCAAGCCACCAGGAACAGUAUCCAGUGAACCCCUUGUAUCAGGAACGUUUUCCAACUAAGACCCCAUAUGAUGCUUCAUACUUUUAUGAUCCCUUUGAUGGAUUGCGGAAGCCAACUGACUAUGAGAAGCAACCAGCUGAACCUAUCAAGUUUCCUCCUGUUAGACCAAAUGAAAAUGAGCCCUACACACCGCUCAUCAAUGAACGCCCCCCUGGCCCCAUUUCACCUCAAUUUAACCAUCUAGCAAAUAGAUAUCUGGACUCAGAGGAGUAUGAAGAUGGAUACCCAAAACCACAGGCCUAUAUAAGACCACCCAGCUACCCUACCCCACCAAGCUAUCCUACCCCACCAAGCAGCUAUCUUACUCCACCCAAGCUAUCCUACCCGACCCAGCUACCCUACCCCAACCAGCUAUCCUACCCCACUGAGCUAUCGUACCCCACCCAGCUAUCCUACCCCACCAAGCUAUCCUAUCACACCCAGCUAUCCUACUCCACCCAGCUAUCCUACCCCACCAAGCUAUCCUAUCACGACUAGGUACCCUACAACUACAAGUAACUCUACUCCUUCAAGUUAUACUAAAGGUCCUGCUACCAGACCCCUGCUACCAAUCGCUAACAGUAGGCAAGAAAAUCCUGAGAAAAUGAUUGUACCUGAUUUCACAGAGGACCAGUUGAACCGAUUCAAGACCUAUAUGUCUAUAAAAGCUAAAAUGCCUGUCGACUCUAAGGCAAGUCCUGGUCCUUCACCUCAGGAGGUCAACGCUAAAAUUAGGAAAGAUGGGCAUUACAAGGAGCCGUAGGAGCAUUUCUGCAGACCGUUUGAAGCUAUGAAUGAGUUUUUACAAAUGCUAUGUAUGUUUAAGAAAUAAAUAUUUUCCUCUUAUUGAA
Molecule: messenger RNA, 2488 nt
Organism: Eurytemora carolleeae
Lineage: Eukaryota; Metazoa; Arthropoda; Copepoda; Calanoida; Temoridae
Product: adhesive plaque matrix protein
Exons: 12
Coding region: 168-2135 (655 amino acids)
Source: RefSeq, a predicted model, not a curated record